Molecule: messenger RNA, 1347 nt
Organism: Penicillium pulvis
Lineage: Eukaryota; Fungi; Ascomycota; Eurotiomycetes; Eurotiales; Aspergillaceae
Exons: 9
Coding region: 1-1347 (448 amino acids)
Biological process (GO): transmembrane transport
Cellular component (GO): membrane
Molecular function (GO): ATP binding; ABC-type transporter activity
Source: RefSeq, a predicted model, not a curated record
AUGGAGCGUCUUUUCGGAGUUGACGGGCUUCUGCGACGAAUAGUUUCGACGGUUGUGUUGGUGACUCACGAGGUUGAAUGUCUAUUGUAUGCGGACCAGGUGCUGGUUAUUUCGGACGGGAAUCUCCGCCGGGAAGACGCCCCCGAGAGAAGCAUCCACCAAGCUUUGCUACCCGACGCUGUAGCAAAUGAGGGCUUGGAGGAAAGUACAGAAUUGACAAUGAAAGAUAAAGCAGCCGAGAUCUCUAAAGCGAAUGAUAUUAACGAUCUCAGAAGAGCAACAGGAGACUCGGCUGUUGAUAGGUACUACUUGCGCUACAUUGGCUGGACGAAUGCUAUGAUUUUUGUUUUCUUCGUGACUGUCAAUGUCUUCUCCAGUACAUACAGCCAGAUCUGGCUCGAGCGGUGGGCUAACCGUGGCGGGGGUCAGAAGCCCCUCUAUGUCACAAUAUACUUCCUCCUCGCGAUUUGCAACAUCAUCGGGAAUGGUGGCUGCAUUUGGGCUAUCUUGAUCCUGAUUUCGCCGGCAACGGCACGCCGCCUUCAAUACGUCGUGUUGAAGACUGUUAUAAGCCAAGACAUGACUCUCAUUGAAAGCCAAUUGCCUAUCGGCGUGCUGAUUACUGUCUCAAUUGAGGGACUUGCUACAAUCCAAGCAUUUGGGUGGGAAUCAGACUUCCAAAGCAAGAAUUCAAGACUCUUGGACGUCACCCAACGCACGUACUAUAUGCUGAACUGCAUUCAACGUUGGCUUAGUCGGGUCCUGGACCUCAUUGUUGCCGCAGAAGCCAUUCUUGUCGUCAGCCUUGCGGUAUCUUUGAGGCAAAGCACUAGCGUGGGAUUACUCGGUGUCUCACUUAACAGCAUCCUCUCAUUCAACGGAAGUCUCUCACCUUUGACCUUGGGCUGGAUACAGCUCGAGAUAUCACUUGGUUCAAUCUUAAGAGUCAGGAAUUUCGAAAUGGACGUCAUCAGUGAAGUCACAAGCGGAAAAAUAGAGCCGCCCAGCGAUUGGCCUGAUCAGGGCGCAAUAAACGUUUCAAACGUUACUGCCCAGUACCAUCCAAAGGCUAUUGCCUUGAAGAAUAUUUCCUCAUUGCUUCUCCUGGUCAGAAGGUCGGUAUUCGUGGGCGCACUGGGAGGUGUUCUCAGUAUCACGAAUGGAUCAAUUCUGAUCGACAACGUUGAUCUUGCCACCAUUCCACCUGAAACGGUCCGAGAAAGGCUUGUCACCAUUCCCCAGGAUCCAUUCAUCAUGGUGGGAUGUACAUUCGGAUUGAACACAGACCCCACUGGAAAGUCCUCCGAUGCAGAUAUCGUCGCUGCCCUAGACCGAGUAGGGAUCUGA